This is a messenger RNA of Otolemur garnettii (small-eared galago), 899 nucleotides long. Its product is annotated as serum amyloid A-1 protein. The record is from RefSeq and is a predicted model, not a curated record. The transcript is spliced from 4 exons. Gene Ontology annotation, cellular component: extracellular region. Lineage: Eukaryota; Metazoa; Chordata; Mammalia; Primates; Galagidae. Bases 82 to 390 code for a protein of 102 amino acids.
GUGGGGAAGAAUCAGUAUAAAUAGAAGCCUGAUGCCUGGCAGGCAGAGACCAACAGCUCUGCUCCACCAGAAAUCAGCACCAUGAAGCUCCUCACGGGCCUGAUUUUCUUUUCCUUGAUCCUGGGAGCCAGAGGCUUGCUUUCAUUCCUUGGUGAGGCUGCUGGAGGGGCUUGGGACAUGUGGAAUGCCUACACUGACAUGAGAGAAGCCAAUUACAUAGGUGCAGACAAGUACUUCCACGCUCGGGGAAACUAUGAUGCUGCCCAGAGGGGACCUGGAGGCGCCUGGGCUGCAGAAGUGAUCAGCAAUACCAGAGAGAAAAUCCAGUCCUGGAUGGGCCAUGGAGCAGAGGACACGAUAGCCGACCAGGAGGCCAACGAAUGGGGCUAGAGUGGCAAGGACCCCAAUCACUUCCGACCUGAAGGCCUGCCUGACAAGUACUGAGCUUCCUCUUCACACUGCUCUCAGGGAACCGGGCUGUGAGCCCCUGAGGGCUGGGACACAGGGUUAUUGCGUUCUGUGUGCACAAAACUUGUAGAGGGCAAGCAAUAGGUAUCUAAUCAAUGCUUAAGAGAUUGAGUUUGUUGCAAGUGUGUAAGAACUGCCUGUUUGAUAGGAAGGGCUGGUCCAUGAACACCCAUGUGUAGGUGUCAGGUGUGCUUGGGUGUUUGGGUGUAGGGAAGAUAAUCUUAGCAGUCACCCCAAUCUUAUGCAUGUACCAACCCCUCCCUGAAUCAGACUGUCUUCCCUCUCCAGGUCCCUGUGGUUCCUUUGUUGCUAUUUCCAGGCCUUUCCCUCUCCAGGCCCCUUCAUUCCCUAUCAAUCAGGUCUUGUUACCUUGCCCUCCCCCAGCACAGCCCCUCAUCUAAUAAAGGCUUCAGAGAUUGACUUUGUUGAAA